GUUCUGUUUGGGAUCCAAGCAAGAAGUGCAAAGUCAAAUUAAUAUUGAAAAUGAUUGGAUUAAAACAAAUAUAACAGUGUUGAAAGUGAAAUAAAUGCUUCAAGGUGUAGUUUGGACAAUGGCCCAUCAAAAUGAACGCGUAGAAUAAAAUUUGGCUCCAAAGUGAGCGUGAUGUCAUUGUGGUGAUAUAUAUGUAUGUAUGCCUAUGUGUAGCGGUGUUUUUUCUGACGAACAAUAAUAUUUGUCCAAGAUAACAGCUUUAAAAUAAACGAAAGACAUAUAGAUUACAGUGAUUAAAUUUAAAGUAGUAUUUAAGUAAAUAGACCAAAAAUCAACGAAACUGCAACAAGUUCGUGCCUUAAACAUAUUACAUAGCUAACUAUAGCUAACCUCAACUCAACUCAACUCAACCAACAACACCAACAAUCUGAGCCCUAUAGUUAAGGCUCUUUUGGAUCGCCAUGGGAAGCGUGUGGAAACGCUUACAGCGGGUUAACAAACGUGCUGCAAAGUUCCAAUUCACCGUCUCCUAUCAUGACCUCCGACUGGAGACCACCGCCAAGUGGCGACCUUCAAAUCUAUCCGUCGUGUGGACGAGGCGUUCGAGACGUGUGGCCAGCGCACCAUUACCAUGGGAACCCGAUAUGAUGAACCCGCUGGUGGGCAAUAUAUCGUGGCCUGUGCCCGACAAUCACUCUAUAUCCGUGACUUUAUUCAAGGAUCCCCGCACACACGAACUUGAAGAUAAAGACUGGACAUUCGUAAUCGAAGAUAUUUCAAUGUUGGGCAAAAAACGAGUGCUGGCUAAUGCAAAUAUCAAUAUGCGUAAAUACGCAAGUAUUGAAUCAACGCAGCAGAGUUUCCCAUUGACCCUCAAGCCCGUUUCCCGGAAAAUAACAUCAGCUGUCUUGGACUUGACAAUCAGUUGUGUGUUCCUGCGCGAGGGAAAAGCAACUGAUGAGGACAUGCAGAGCAUUGUCUCAUUGAUGUCGGUGAACAACUGUGAUGUGGCACCACUUGACGACCUGGAAGAUAUUCCCGACUUGGAGAACUCUGGAGAUAUAUCCGAUAACUUGUACGAUUUCACGGAACAGUUGAAUAUGAUGACAACUAGCUUAAAUGGUUGCAUUGAUGUGCCAACGCCAAUAAGUGUUCCUUCGUUAUCCGAAGAUCCAACUCCAUUGGCCGAGUCAUAUAAUCAUUUAAAUUUUGAAAUAGAAGCAGAUGAUCGUGAAAGCAAAGCGGAGACGACGGAUCUGCUCCCAACCAAGAACCAAGUGGUCGAGUCGGACGAGUCCCUGAAGACUCCAAGUGCUAGUGUUAAUCCUGAGCCAGUUGCUCUCACUACCCCAACCAAAGUAAUGGCCGAAGAUAAGGCUAUAUUGAAGCCCCAAAACCAUGAUAGAUUCCAUGAGAUUCGCACCUCCACUCCCGUUUUACCAACUCCGGCACCAACCACAGCAGCAACGAACAAAGUCAAGACGAACGCCUCGAGUCGAGCCCUUAAUUUUGACAAGCAAGAUGCGAGUGGCGUCGACUCGAACUCGAAUUCGUAUGCGGAUCAGUCUACAGCAGUCUUAAGCCUCACUACUCCCACCAUAACAAAGACAAGCGAUAACAGCAACUCAUCGCAAGCUGUGGCUGUCGCUGUCGCUGUCACUGACCCAGAGCCACAACCAAAGCCCAUUAAGAACUCAUCGAAUGCUGCUGUCACUGCCAAGCGAUCCGAGCUGCAACCGUUGGACUUGAAGAAGAGUUACGAGUCCACGCCUGCCGUCAAUAACAUGACAACGAAUAAGAGUGCGACAAACACGUCAAAUAGCCUGAAACCGGUCGAGAAGAUUUUGUUAAAGGAUAACACGCCGGGGCAAGAUUUGCUCGAGUGGUGCAAAGAGGUAACCAAAGACUAUCCCAAUGUCAAGGUUACAAACCUGACAACCAGCUGGCGCAACGGCAUGGCCUUCUGCGCCAUUAUACAUCACUUUAUGCCCCAUUUGAUCGACAUGUCAAAACUAAGUGCGCAUGACGUAGUGGGCAAUUGCCGCAUCGCCUUCGAUGCAGCGGAGACACUCGGUAUACCACGUGUCAUCGAACCCCGUGACAUGAAUCUGCUGACAGUACCGGAUAAAUUGGCAGUCAUGACAUAUUUGCAUCAACUGCGAGCUCACUUCACUGGCAAACAGCUGCAAAUUGAACAGAUUGGUCAAACAUCCGAUGAGUCGAGCUAUGUGAUUGGCAACUACAAGUCCGACAAUUUGUCGCAGAAUCUUAUCAACUUCUCGCACCUGAAAACACAGCUAUUGCAUCAGAACUCAUUGGACGACGAGAUUAUUAACCAACAGCAACAGUUGUCGCCGAACAGUAAAAAGGAUGUCAAAAACAUUAUACUGACAAGUUCAAAGAGUAUUAUUGGCAAAGUGUUGUCCCCGACAAAGGAAAAGAACUCGAUCAACGCCAUGCAGACGAACAAAUCCUCACCCACUAUUGAUGGUUCUGGCGACACUCCCGAAGAUAUGCACCAGAAGUUUGUCAAGGAGCCACUGUCACCUGCCUCGCUGGAUGCCAAUGCUACAAACCGAAUUAUAACACGCCACAAAGAAAUGAGCGAAAAAGCUAAGCUGAUGAUGGAAAAAAUUAAAAUUUCCAAAUCGAACGAGCGCAGUGAUGCGAACGAUGAGGAAAGACAGCAACGACUGCGCGAGCAAGCACGAAGGCUCAUCUCGGAGACACGCAAUAAAUCAACGGGCACCGACAGCCCAACGAGUCCAACUAAACUCAAGCGUUUCAACUAUACACCCGAACGCACUAUUUCCCCCAUUCACAAUGGCAGUGGCAAUGGCGGGGAGUCUUACGUGGAUGUGUCGGCCAAGAAGAUAGCGCCCAGUUGGGAUAAAGUCGAGCAUACGAGUCCUAGUCAUAGAUUAAGCGAUGCCAACGCCAGUCCCUUGCAGUCCUUCAAUUCAGUGGUGGACAGAAUAUCACCAAAGCACGAGAAGAGAAACGACAAGCUAACGUACAUUGAGUCCGAGCUGGAGGCAUUGGAGCGAGAACAAGAGGCAAUCGACCAGAAGGCUAGCAGUCUGGAGGCCAAACUACGGGCAGUAAUGGGCGGCAAUCCAAGUAAUAAUAAAAGGGGUACAAAUCCCAUUCUUAGGCUAAUACGCAAUAGCAUUGGUGGUGGUGACGUUAUACGCAUUAAGCUCCUUGAUCCCGACGAUGAUAGUCUAUUUGGUAGUGGUAUUAGUGACACGGGCACCGAAGAUGAUGAGGAUGCCCUUAGCGACACGUGCAGCACUUCCAGCACUGAGAUGUCACAGAUACGAGAGGGUCAAGUGAUUGAGAUGCAGCCACAACGGCAACGGCCUAGAGCUCUUUCUUGCUUUGUUAAUACGAAAGACAGCUGUUCAUUAAUGCGGCCCACAUAUCAGCAACACCACCAUUCACAUGAACGUCAUUGCCAUCGCCAUCGGCAUCAGCAGCCGCACCACGUGCAUCAUGUGGAAUCCUAUAACCAUUUGUUGGGCACUUCUGCCCCGGGUGCCGCGUCCUCCCGACAAUCCUACUGUGAUAACCUGCAACCCUAUUUUGCCGAUGAUGAUGAUGCCCAGGUGAUGGCGUCUAGUGGCCAUGCGGCAGCAUCCUCGCGACGGCAUCGAAUUGGCGGUCACAAGCACGGCCUUCAUCAACAUCGACGAUCCCGUUCGCGCGGCUUAUGUGAAACGGAAGAAACUGAGGAGCAGCUGCUUUCCCAAUGGUUCACGCUUGUCAACAAGAAGAAUGCGCUGCUUCGCCGACAGAUGCAACUAAACAUUCUAGAGCAAGAGAAGGAUCUGGAACGUAAGUUUACCAUGCUUAAUCAGGAGCUGAGAGCGGCACAAUCCGUUGAAGACUGGCGCAAGACAGAAGUGCAACGGGAAAAGGAGCGUCUACUGCUCGAAGAGCUGGUGACCAUCGUCGAUAAACGAGAUCAACUUGUGCAGCACUUGCACAAUCAAGAGAUAGCCAUUGAGGAUGACCAUGAAAUUGCACGUGAACUGGAGCAAGUUGACAUUAGCGGAGGCAAGGAGAAGUGCGUUAUUCAAUAGAUGAUACUAUCGCUAAUGACUGGAGAUAAUGAGAUACCUAUAGACGAAUAAGUAGUUAUCUACAUCAUUUAAUGGCGCUGCAAGUAAAUGUUCUCAUGAAGAGCAGAGAAUAUGCAAUACAUAGUUCUUGUAAGACAACUCUUA
Molecule: messenger RNA, 4229 nt
Organism: Drosophila sulfurigaster albostrigata
Lineage: Eukaryota; Metazoa; Arthropoda; Insecta; Diptera; Drosophilidae
Gene: Ehbp1
Product: EH domain-binding protein 1
Exons: 14
Coding region: 462-4085 (1207 amino acids)
Molecular function (GO): protein binding
Source: RefSeq, a predicted model, not a curated record